CGUGGCUAGUGAUGUUCCUGGUUACCUCAGCACACUACCAAAUUCCAAUUCUAACCGCGGGUGGCAGUGCAAGUAUCUUGCCACACGACGACUACGACGACUUCUUUGAUCUUAAAGUUAGGAUGGGCCGCUGGACGCAAUACGAUGAAGACUCAUACCGCCUCCCAGAAGGCAUGGAACGCAUUGGCUACGACUCGGACACCCAAACGUACUUUUACCGCGAUGCGAAUGGAGACACGUGGAAGGGUGCUGAAGGAGCUGAAUAUAGCGAAAUGACCCGUGUAUCCGACGCUUCAUCAAGCACGGAAGAUAUCGAAGCUGCCCCUCGUCGCACAGACGGGUACCAGGAGCUCGCUACUGACCUCGAUCGCCCUAUGGUCCCAACGACCUACACUCCCCAGCCCGGCGCUUACCGCACUCUCUUCCCCUUCUUCCUAAUAAUCGCCGUCGUUCUCCUACUUGUAUGGCGCCUCAUCCUCUCACCCGGCUUGUCUGUGCCCAAGAGCCCUUGCUCGGAGGGUAUGCAGGCGUACUGGGUCCAGGCGGGCGAUUCCUGUUGGGAAAUUGCGGAUAGCCAUGGGUAUACGCUUGAGCAGCUGCGGCAGUGGAACCCGAAGGUUGAGUGUGAGGUGUUGAUGCCUGGAACGACGGUUUGUUUGCCUGGAGACAGUAAGUAGGCAAAGGGAGGAUAUAUAUUGUGGGACAUUUCGUGGAUGGAUGGAUGGACGCGUAUCUCUGUCAUAUUGGUAUUUCUGUAGCUUAUUUGCAUGCUCGUUCUCUGUAAUAUUUAAUAGACUUUCAUAAUCUGUUCAGUGUUAUAUCUCACAACGCUUGCAGUUCGUCAAGAUUCAUAGUCAUUUUCUACCUGAACACGCGCAGAAACCUCAGUCUUCUCUAG
Desarmillaria tabescens is the source of this 898-nucleotide messenger RNA. RefSeq lists its product as uncharacterized. The transcript has 4 exons. Bases 12 to 677 code for a protein of 221 amino acids. The record is from RefSeq and is a predicted model, not a curated record. NCBI's taxonomy places the organism in Eukaryota, Fungi, Basidiomycota, Agaricomycetes, Agaricales, Physalacriaceae.